This is a messenger RNA of Armigeres subalbatus, 2361 nucleotides long. RefSeq lists its product as uncharacterized. The record is from RefSeq and is a predicted model, not a curated record. NCBI's taxonomy places the organism in Eukaryota, Metazoa, Arthropoda, Insecta, Diptera, Culicidae.
UCUUCGGUGAAAAACAGGCUGUCGAGAACAUACACGAACAAGGAUUGUUCAUACUGGAAGGAGGAUCGAUCUGUACCGAGGUCAGAAAUAUAACGGAUUUCAUUGAUCGGUCACCGUUGGUUUCAUAUCACGAAAAUCACAAAGAAUAUAUUUUCAAUAAGCACGCAAUUCCCCUUAUCAACUAAACUAAAGAUGAACGCAAACGCAAUCACAGUGUUCAACAUUUGCGACUUUAGUCGUUUGCACCGCAUUGCAAUACCUACAUAUGGGACCAUUUCCAGUCUAAUCCAACAAGGUAACUGCUUGAAAAUAAAUAUGCGCAAAAACAUAAUCUUACCUCGAUCUAUUUCAAUUUCAGGAUCAAUCGUCUUGGAAAAAAACAUCGCCAGCAUUGUAACUGAGGUAGAUGGAUGUCGUAUUACAUCUGACUUGGUUCUCAAUGUUUACAAAGAUAAACUUUUCAUGUUGCUUGAAGCGCAUGAGCUGUGGACUCCUGUUGUGAAAAUUCAUCCUCUCGUAGAAAACGCAGCUCAACCUACAGAAUCAAUGAUAGACACCGCCGCUAUAACUCAGCUGCAAUCGCAGAGAUCUACCGACAACACAAUUACAAAUGAAGACAUCAGUACUACGAUAUUCCUACAGCAGAUGAACGCUCCUUCAGGAAGUGUCUCUAUUAUUCCAAGCUCCAGUAAAACACCAUUCACAUCAGAGGCCAUACUGAAUCCAGGGAUCGACACUCAACAUAAUGCAAAUCAAUCGGUAAACGAAGUUCUAGUUCUUGAGGAACAAGUCGACGAGACUGUUGGCUACGAUGAAAAUUGCAAUCCAAAUAAUCCGGAGAAAAGGCCUCUGCAAGAUGUUACACUCAUAAUGAGUUCUAAGAAACACGCUUCAUGUGAACUGAAGUUUCAAACCUUUGAAGUAAACUGGCAGAAGAUAAGUGAUAAUGUCAUGAAUCGCCUGCAAAAUUUGCAAAAAUUUCGGGACGAGAAUCCAAGUCAGUGUGUCCCAAAACUUAUCCAACUGACAAAGGCUGAUUUGAGUGGGCUUACGAAUUCAGUGGUCGAUCAACUACGGAUGAUUGACACCCAAAUCCGAGCCGACAUCAUAGGAACUGUUUCGAAGCAAAUUCUCAAUGCGUUCCCGUGUUUAAGCUUUGUGGACGAUGAUGGCUAUGGAUCAGGAACCGGACAUGUGUGGCUGAAACAUAAGAUGAUUAAUCGGAACUCGUACCUUAAUCGAUUCAAGGAACAGUAUGUGGCAAAAUCAGAUAUCAUAGAACUACGACGAAACCGGAAUGUGAGAGCAGGAACCAAAAAACAGUAUUGGGAAAACACGACCAAUGAAUGCUGCAAAGAAGUUUUUUCGAAGCUCACACGUGAUGAACCAGCGCUACUAACACAUGAGUUCCUACAAGCCUCACAAUCUUACGUUCGAUAUCGGUACGAUGAGAACAUUCCUUUGAAAGACAUCUUAGAAAAACUCCCCGUUCUCAGACGGAGGAUACUGCUGUACUACCAUUUUGAGUGUGCGACAGGAGUAUCGGCGGAUUCAUUGGAGAAGUACUACACGGCUAAGCGAUCAAAAAUAAUUGAUUUCUCGAAGACAAAUCGUAAGAUCAGUCAUCUGGACACAGCGGCUCCAGACUACAAUAUUUUUGAAUAUUUGUGCAGACUAUUGGGAGAAAACAUUGAAGACAUCAUCAUUCUCAAAGAGGUUGGAACAAAGAUGGUCGACAUAACUCUCGAUUGUUCCGGUCCUGUUAUUGUUGCCAUAGAUUGCGGAAAUGGGGAGCGAAUGCAUUACGUUUUCGCGGAUCAAACGCGACUGAGCGAAGGAACAAAGAAUGUUGUCGCUGCAGUAGCUGAUUUGUUGUGCAUUCAUUAUGUGCAUAACUUCAUGUACAUGAAGCAAAUCUCAAAGUUUUUGGAAUUAGUCCAGGAAUUUUUCAAGAUUUUGCCGGCCACUGGAUCGAAGUCAAACGCGACUCGCAAAGGACAACAACAAAGAACGGUGAAGCGAGCCUUCAGCAAGGGUCUCGAACUCGAUACGCUGAAGACAACCAAAAACGGAAAGGAAAACGAAGAGAUCCGCAAAACAGGCCACGAAGGUAGCUGUGGCAAAGGAAGAAGAUCGAUUCCCCCGAAAAAAGCAAUUCAAAUAUCUCGCCUUGCCCACCCCCACGCAACUAAAGGGCAAUCGAACGAGAGCAAACUCAAUGAAGAGUUCAAAAGUCACAUCAGGUGCGGAACGGAUCCAGCCACUAUUUGCAGUGAAGAACCCCAUCUGAGCCGAUAUGGUUCCGCUUGCUUCCAACUACUCACAUCUAUCCAGUGGAGUAGUGCGCUCUUCAUAGUGUAA